AUGGAGUCUCUGAAUUUUCUUUCCGUGUUUCUUCUAUCCCUUGUCGCGAUAUCUCACGCGGGAAUCUCAGAGAAUCCUUAUCUCAAUCUCGGGAAGUCGAAUUUCCCGUCCGUACAAGCAGAGAAGCUGAUAAGGGAGCUGAAUUUAUUUCCAAAAUCAGACGUCAACGUGAUCGACGGUGGUGAUGAUGGUGUUGGUGUUAUUAACCAAGAAAUGCAUAAUAAGAGGAUUGUAGAGAGGAAAUUUAGGUUUCCUAAUGUUGUUGGUGAUGAGGAAGAUAGCUUUACUGUUGAUGAUUUGGGACAUCAUGCUGGUUAUUACAAGAUUGAGCAUUCUCAUGAUGCAAGGAUGUUUUACUUUUUCUAUGAAUCAAGGACCAGCAAGAAGGAUCCUGUGGUCAUUUGGUUGACAGGAGGACCAGGGUGUAGUAGUGAAUUGGCUAUGUUUUAUGAAAAUGGUCCUUACACUAUUGCAAAUAACUUGUCACUUGUGCAAAAUGAGUAUGGUUGGGACAAGGUGUCAAACCUUCUAUAUGUUGACCAACCCACUGGUACUGGAUACAGUUAUAGUACUGAUAGGCGUGACAUUCGUCACAAUGAAGAUGGAGUUGGCAAUGAUCUUUAUGACUUCUUGCAGGCCUUCUUCAAGGAGCAUCCUGAAUUGGCAAAGAAUGACUUUUACAUAACUGGAGAAUCAUAUGCUGGCCACUAUAUUCCUGCUUUUGCAGCUCGAGUCCACAAAGGAAACAAAGCUAAAGAAGGAAUUCAUAUAAACCUUAAGGGAUUUGCCAUUGGUAAUGGUCUCACAGAUCCUGCAAUCCAAUAUAAAGCAUACACAGAUUAUGCAUUGGAUAUGGGAAUAAUUAAACAAGCUCAGCAUGAUCGCAUCAACAAGAUAGUUCCAGUGUGUGAAAUUGCAAUAAAGCUUUGUGGCACUGAUGGUACAAUCUCUUGCAUGGCCUCCUAUUUAGUUUGCAAUACCAUAUUCAGCAGCAUUUUAUCAGUUGCUGAUAAUAUAAAUUAUUAUGACAUUAGAAAGAAAUGUGAGGGGAGCCUCUGCUACGACUUCUCAAAUAUGGAGAAAUUUCUGGGCCAGAAAUCAGUUAAGGAGGCACUUGGUGUCGGUGAUAUAGACUUUGUCUCCUGUAGCCCCACUGUCUACCAGGCAAUGCUGAUGGACUGGAUGAGGAAUCUUGAAGUGGGCAUUCCUGCUCUCCUUGAGGAUGGAAUCAAGUUGCUUGUGUAUGCAGGAGAAUAUGAUCUCAUCUGCAACUGGCUCGGUAAUUCAAGAUGGGUUCAUGCCAUGGAAUGGUCUGGUCAGAAAGAGUUUGUGGCAUCUCCUGAAGUUCCUUUCCAAGUUAGUGGUUCAGAAGCUGGAGUGCUGAAAAGUUACGGGCCUCUCACAUUCCUUAAGGUCCUCGAUGCAGGGCAUAUGGUUCCCAUGGACCAGCCUGAGGCUUCACUGGAGAUGCUGAAGAGGUGGACUCGAGGCAAAUUGUCAGAAGCCACAGAGGAGCCCCAACAAUUGGUUGCUGAGAUGUGA
Dovyalis caffra is the source of this 1542-nucleotide messenger RNA. The record is from the annotation of a GenBank genome assembly. NCBI's taxonomy places the organism in Eukaryota, Viridiplantae, Streptophyta, Magnoliopsida, Malpighiales, Salicaceae.